Molecule: messenger RNA, 2049 nt
Organism: Podarcis muralis (Common wall lizard)
Lineage: Eukaryota; Metazoa; Chordata; Lepidosauria; Squamata; Lacertidae
Source: RefSeq, a predicted model, not a curated record
AUGGAUGUAGAGAAAGAUACUGUUUGCAUUGGAAUUCCUGUAACCAAUCCCACAGCUGAUAUUCUGGAAUUAGAAGUGGAACUAAUAGAUCCUGUUACACUUAGUGGUGAAAGAAGCCUUGUUCUCCAGCCAAAAGAAACAUUUCACUAUGAAGUAAAGUACUCUCCAGCUGUUACUGGAGCGUCGGAUGGAAGUGUUGUAUUCCAGUCAGAGAAGCAUGGAGAGUUUUGGUAUGCACUGAAACUGAAGGCACAGAGACCUCGGUCCACAAAAUUGCCUAUAGCAGAAUGUGAACUUGGAAAAUGGGUCCGUCAAAAUAUCCAUCUGGUUAAUCCUACAUAUGAAAUUCUGGAGCUGAACUAUAUGAAUAGCAAUACAGCCCAUUUUAUUAUGGAGAUAGACCCCAAAAUCCCUUUGGUUGUAGCGCCUCAUUCCACCACUGAAGUACCAGUUCAGUUUUUUCCUUCUGCCCUAGGAAGGGCCAACCACACAGCAAAAAUCACUUUCAUGUGCCCACAGCUUGAGGAAUGGGUAUUUUUAUUGUCUGGGGUUGGUCUGAUUCCUCAGCCAUUGGAGCCAUCUUGUGUGAGUUCUUGCCUUGGUCACCAUUCUUCUAUCAUCAUAAGCUUCAGGAAUCCUACAUUUGAAGACAUAGUGUUGGAUGUCUUUUUAACAGAUCAGGAGCAUGUCAUGCAUAAUCCCCAUGCAUCUGUAUCCCACCAUUCCAAUAAGGACAGCAUUUUCUGGCUUUCCCUCAAGCAAAAACAAGGAAUCGUUUUGGCUCCAAAAAACAAGUUGGAUAUUCCAGUAUUCUUUGCACCUCACUCAAUGAAACUGUAUGAAGUUGUGCUGGUUAUUAAAGUUGAAAAGUUGGAUGCUGAUAAAUGGUCUUACGAUGACACCUUCGAAUUAAACAGAGCACUAACAAGCAACACUGUAAUAAUGAAGGAUGAAGUCAUCCGGGGAAUUCGUUGGAUCUAUCCAAUUCAUGGAAUUCCUGAAUCACCACCUUAUAAAUCUGCACCAGGAAUCUCUACCCAAGAAGAAUUUGUGUAUGAUAUUGAGUUUGAAUCUGAUAGAGUGGCAUCUCAGCUGAAGUCUGCAGUAGCUAUAAACUUGCUGAAGAAAUUUCGGGAUCUGAAAACUAGAAUUGUGACCUUGAUCUUCAAUAUCAUAUUUGCACCUAGCAAACCAAUGAGGCAUCCGGCAAUGUUGGUGGUACAGUGUGUCACGGGAGGCAUUUGGAAGUUUCCAAUACUGUUUGUUGCCACUGAACCAGAAGUGGAUGAUGUCAUCAAUAUUGAGGCAGCUGGCUUAAACAAGGAAUCGGUAGUUAAAUUUAAGCUUACAAGCCAAACAAGGUACCCAGAGCCUUACACGGCAUACUUCCUAACAGGCAGCGAUCCAGAAUUUGCUGUAUCGCCUCAAGCUGGGGAACUUCUUCCACUUGACUCAACAGGAACCUGGAUCACUGUUGGAUUCAAGCCUAAUAUGUACAGCAAGAAACACACAGCAACAUUAGUAAUACAGACCACAGCAAUGCAAUGGAUGUAUGAGAUCAACGGCCUGCCCCCACAAACUGUACCACCAAGUUCAUCAGCAAAAGUUGACUGCAGGAAUACCUAUGUCAGAUCAGCUACUGUGCAACAACGCAACUUUGUACGGGAAAAUAUGAAGCUGUUAUCCACCGGCGUGUCCUCCACCAUUAAAGGAGCACCUCUCGUUUUAAGAGCAAAAUAAAGCAUAAUGCCCUCAUUUUAUAUAUAUUUUUUAUUUUUUACAAGAGUUGUAUUUACUCAGACUAAAUACUUUAUACAUAGUGAAUUGUAAAACAAUAAAUUUUGUAACAAUUCUAGUGAGCAACUCAGUGUAGAGUUUGUUUUACCUACUUGGGAGAAUGUGUUGGGAAUUUUUGCUGAGUUUCCCUGAUCAAGUGGUAAUAGCAUAUUAGCAUAAAAAUACUGCAGGAUCUGCAAUGUCCUAACAUUGGAAUACCACUGCGUCAUUUUUAGGAUAGCCAUAAUAGAAAAACCAAGCCCCCCCCCCAAG